This is a messenger RNA of Cicer arietinum (chickpea), 673 nucleotides long. RefSeq names its product pathogenesis-related leaf protein 6-like. The record is from RefSeq and is a predicted model, not a curated record. NCBI's taxonomy places the organism in Eukaryota, Viridiplantae, Streptophyta, Magnoliopsida, Fabales, Fabaceae.
ACUUUUAAUCUAAGUGACAAAACAGAAUAUAACCAUGAGUUUCUACAAUUCAUUUUCUCGUUUUAGCCUCGUAAUAAUUUUAUCCCUUGGUUUUUCACUCACCAAUGCUCAAAACUCACCUCAAGACUAUCUCAACGCCCACAACAUAGCUCGUGCACAAGUUGGCGUUGCAAACAUUACUUGGGACAACACAGUGGCGACUUAUGCUUUAAACUACGCAAAUUCAAGAAUAGGUGAUUGCAAUUUGGUUCAUUCAAGUGGAUCUUACGGCGAGAAUCUUGCCAAAGGAUCAAGUGGUUCAUUCACCGGAAUUACUGCGGUAAAUUUGUGGGUGAAUGAAAAACAAUACUAUGAUUAUAACACUAAUUCAUGCAUUAAUGGUGGACAAUGCUUGCACUAUACUCAAGUUGUGUGGCGUAACUCUGUUCGUUUAGGGUGUGCUAGGGUACAAUGCAACAAUGGAUGGUGGUUUGUCACUUGCAACUAUGAUCCCCCUGGUAAUUGUAUUGGCCAAAAACCCUAUUAGUAAGAAAACAUUCACAAUUUAAUACUACAAAAUAAAAUAAUAUGUUUCAAAUUUUCAGUGUGUGGUUCUUUGGUAACUUUUAAUAUUCUCUCAAUGUGUCAUCUUUUUUGACAUAUCAAGUACUAGGUGAUUUCUCUUAAUUAUUUC